AUGCAGAUGUCCGUGAUAGCUGCUUUGGCCACUGCCUAUUUAAACGAGCGUGGUACCCGGCGCUUACUCAAGUAUAAUGAAGACUUAGUUGAGCGGGUUGUGGUUCUUUUAGAGCGGGUUCGUGAGUCGGCUACAACCAACCGAGUUCAGGCCGGCAUAUGUCGUAUGUCCGCCGAGAGAGCUGAAUGGCUGCUGACUGAGUGGCUGCUGCUCCGAUUGGAAAAGAUAAGAUCUGGCGCUGAGGUUGAAUCUAUGUCUCCGAGUGAGCAGAUUUACGCCGCGAAGUAUGCCGAACUGUGUCCAGGAGCGGCAGAAAAGCGAGAAAGAGAGUUUGCUGGUGUUUAUGUGCUAGAAGAUCGACCGGGCGCAAGUAUUGGGGGAGAAGUAAUGUCAGUAAGUGCAGGUGAUUUUCUAGUGACUGAAACGGCCAGUAUUCAAGAAUUGAUAGACGAAAUGGCUGUAAUUCUAGUAUAG
This is a messenger RNA of Nematocida homosporus, 474 nucleotides long. RefSeq lists its product as uncharacterized. The transcript has a single exon. Gene Ontology annotation, biological process: DNA-templated DNA replication. Bases 1 to 474 code for a protein of 157 amino acids. Lineage: Eukaryota; Fungi; Microsporidia. The record is from RefSeq and is a predicted model, not a curated record.